GCUGACAAUAGGAAAAGGAAGUGGAGUAGACUGUCGUAACGAUUAGUUGGUAAACAAUACUUACGGGUACCAUUGCGAUAUAUCAUCCAUUGUUAGAAAAUUACAGCACGGAAACCCUACUCAAUUUCUGUUCUUGCACGUACUGUGGAUGUUCAAUAGGAGUAUAAGAACACAUUAUGAUCAACUAUUCUAAUAGAACGUACCAAAUAGUUAACAAUCAAUUAAAGAAAAGUACCUGCGGCGGUGGAAACGUGGCCGGCGACACCGCGUGGUUAGUCGAGCAGAUCGGGAACGAGUCAGCGGCGGAGGUGGCAAGCGAUGAUGGUGGCCCGCUCUUCUUCCCACAACCGACGUGGUUAGUCCCGGCGACUUUCCUCCACUCUUCUUCCCACAACCGCUACAGCGAAUCAGCGGCGGAGGUGGCAGGCGACGAUGGUGGCCCGGAGGAGGAGACCGCUACUGAGCGACCAGCGGUUGCUUGACAGGCGGAGGCGGAGACAUGCAAUGGAGGCGGAGGGAGGAUGAGGGCGGUUGAGUAUGUGUCUGAUCAGUUUGAAGGAAAACCGAAAAGGCAUCGCAUGGGGAGGGGAGAAAAAGCAGAAGAUAAAUCGUUUGCUAGAUUUGGUAGGUAAGUAGUCUUCCAAUUUUCAACUUUGCCAUUAUUGUUCUCUGUUUUAUUUUAUUUUUUACAAUUGAUUAUUGUUAAAGAGACAAAGGGAGGGCAGGGGCAGCCGCCGAUCUGCUGGACUAAGCCCUAUUGGGCCUUGUACAAAAGGCCUGCUUAGGUUAGUUUUGUGUUUUAAUUUUACAAGAACUCAUUUUAUAGUUAUAAAUAAAAAAGUGUUAGUAUAUUGAAUCAAAAUCCUUGUACAGCAUGAAUGGUGAAGAAUGCCCUUGGUAACCACCAGGACGCUGGUUCGACCCUCAUACCAUUAUAAUUUUUUUUCCAGCUACACCUAUAGAACGACACCGUUCUCCAGGCCACUUUCGAUUCAGAGAAGAGCACAAAACGAUGCCAUUUUUUCAUGUAUCGUCGUCUUCCCUAGCCCCCCAAAUUCCCAAUUAUCCAGUUGUCGCCGUCACCACCGUAAUCCGACGGCCGUCUCUCUUCAUCGUCCAAACUUUCUCACUAUUCUGGACUCCGACCAAGAGAAUUCCCCUCUUCCCUAGCCCCCCAAAUUCCCAAUUAUCCAGUUGCCGCCGUCACCACCGUAAUCCGACGGCCGUCUCUCUUCAUCGUCCAAACUUUCUCACUAUUCUGGACUCCGACCAAGAGAAUUCCCUUGACGAGACCCAAUCCCCUCUCUCCAUUUCAGCCUUAGUCAUUGUUUACAGGACGUAAAGGUCAUAGUCUUUCACCGUCAAUUGAUUCGGAUUCGUCGCGAAAGGGUAGCUGUCAUCUGCGACCUUAAAAACAGAUGAUGAUGAGCCAAAGUCGAUGUAGAUCAGAAGCAGGGACGAUGAUGAUGAUGGACUGAUGGUAAAAUUAGUGGUUUGCAAUUGGGGUAUCUAGAAAAAUCGUUAUGACGAUGAUGGUGGUUUAGGAUUGUCGAAUUGGGGCAACCUUUUAAUGGAACUUUAUUUUAUCAAUUUUAUAAUUUUUGGGUGUUCAUUAAAAGAUCUAGAAGAAAUAAGGUAUCAUCUGAGUCCUCACAAAAACGAAUAGGUAUCAUGUGAGAAAAUAAAACGCAAAUUAUUAUUGGGGGGCUAUAUAGCACAUAUAAUUAUUUAAGGGGUGCAAGUAGUAAUUAUUAUUACUAAUUUUAAUUUAAUUUAUAAUGACCGUUAGAUUAGAUCUACGGUAGAGAAUCCUGUCGCAUAGUAUGUGUCUGACGCGUACGAGUCGUUUCCAUAUAUAUAUAUAUACUUGUUUAAUUGAAUAGGCCUCUAGUGAGAACCUACUUAAAUGUGUGGGAAGACACUUGAAAACCCUUUAUGUUCUUUCCUGGAGGCUCAAACUUUUUAAUAAAUGUUUUUGAAUUUG
Molecule: messenger RNA, 1984 nt
Organism: Linum trigynum
Lineage: Eukaryota; Viridiplantae; Streptophyta; Magnoliopsida; Malpighiales; Linaceae
Source: the annotation of a GenBank genome assembly